This is a messenger RNA of Capsella rubella, 1063 nucleotides long. Its product is annotated as LOB domain-containing protein 4. The transcript is spliced from 2 exons. The record is from RefSeq and is a predicted model, not a curated record. Bases 109 to 630 code for a protein of 173 amino acids. Lineage: Eukaryota; Viridiplantae; Streptophyta; Magnoliopsida; Brassicales; Brassicaceae.
CCGACCCUUCAAUUACUUUUUUUUCUCCUAUUGACUGACGAUUGAGUUUUUGUUCCAAUCUAACGGUCCAUCUCACAAUCCCAAAGGAGCGGCGUAGCGUAGGAAGAGAUGAAAGAAAGUAGUAGCCGGAAGCAAGGAGCGGCGUCACCGUGUGCGGCGUGCAAGCUUUUGCGGCGGCGGUGCGCUCAAGAUUGUGUUUUCUCGCCGUAUUUCCCGGCCGAUGAGCCUCAGAAGUUUGCUAAUGUUCAUAGAGUGUUUGGUGCUAGCAACGUCAACAAGAUGCUUCAGGAGCUACCGAUCCACCAGCGUGGAGAUGCGGUGAGCAGCAUGGUUUACGAGGCUAAUGCAAGAGUGAGGGAUCCGGUCUACGGUUGCGUAGGAGCAAUUUCAUCCCUCCAGCAACAAAUCGAUGUGUUGCAAGCUCAGCUAGCUCUAGCUCAAGCCGAAGUAGUGCACCUACGAGUGCGUCACUCUACUAGUUUCCAGGGGCAUGGAUUGUGCCCGGAUAGCCCUAGUAGCAGCGGCUCACCGUCUUCUAAGCAAGUGAGUCCACAGGACAACAAGGGCAUGUUUAGCCAUAUGGACAUAGUUGAUGAAGCCAGUUUGGGAGAGUCUAUGUGGUCUUGCUAAGUCAAAAUAGCUACUCUCUCUCUCUCUCUCUCUCUACUAUCUUUUUAGCUACUGCAUUUUCCUAAUCUUUUUAUGGAAAUUUCGGGAUUAUAUAUAUAUAUAUAUAUUUAAAAGUAGGCUGUAGGAAAAUGAAAAUGCUCUGUUUUGAUUUACAGAGUGAACUUAUUAACAUGAUAUAUAGAUACAUAUAUAAAAAUACUAAAGUAUAUUUAUAUUAUUAUAUCUCUCUCUCUCUCUCUCUCUUUUUAUAUGAGUAUUUGUAAUUUUCUAUUUCGGGGGUUAUUUUGGGAUUUGGUGUACGUGUAGGACUCUGGACCAUGAUCUUCGAGGGUUAUUAUGGUCGUUUCGAACCGAGGAGAGAACUUUGUUAUUGACCCUAAUGUAAAUUUGUUAUUUGUGAAAUACAUAUUUAUCUAUCUCUCUAUAUGUACAA